AUGGCCACCAUGGCCGCAGGCGAAGACUGUGAGACUUGCGACGGUGCCGCGAUGCUUCAGACUCAGGGCAAAAUCACCACCGAUGAAUCAACAUCGACAUUGCGCAAUUGUGCUGCAUUAUUGGAGAACGAAGACUGUGACUUCGAGACGGAGCCGAAAGCCCAGUUCCACUGCGAGGUGGAGCAUGCCUCGCGCAUGGUCUAUGCCACCUGGGUGAGGCCCGGCGCCAAGGUCUUGGAGGUUGGAGCGCGCUAUGGCCAUGCCACCUGCAUGUUGUCCAAAGUCCUGGGUUUGGACGAAGAGGAAGCUGGAACGGUAAAGUUCAAUAGCCUCGACACAGACUCGAAGCAGACUUCCGGCGCCAAGUUGGUUUCGUCCGACGCGGAUCCACACAUCUGGGACGUCUUGGAAGGCAAUUUGGCGAAGAAGGGCUGCAAUGCUCAAGUGGUGCGGGGAACCGUCGGCUCCAAGAGCUUCAAAUUGGUCACUCCAACUUGGAUGAAGAGGGAUCGAAACGCAACAGGCUAUAGUGCUUUCACCUCCAACGCCAAUGACCCACGCCCCGGAGUCGUGGUCCCAGCACACUCCGUGAAGUCUCUCAAUGUGACCUUUGACACUUUGGCCAUCGAUUGCGAGGGAUGUUUCAAGACCUUUUUGAAGGAGAAUCCCGAUUUGUUGAAGACUCUCACGAUGAUUAUUGUGGAAGUCCAUCCCAGUGCCUUUGUGAAAAAGAAGAACCAUAAACAUACGAAAGAAGAGAAAGUGGUGGACCAGCUGAUGAAGCAGGGAUGGACAUUGAAGCACUCCAUCAUGGAUCAACGAGUUCUCUGCAGAGGACCUUGUGAACCCCGCUGCGACUUGAACUGGCUGGAGAACCAUGCUCGCGAAUACUAUGGAAACCAGAGUUUCGAGGGUCGCGACGAUGAGCCUCCUGACCCGGACCAGGGCGGUGGUGGCACAGACGUGGCGACGCCUUUCAGUGUGAAGUGGAGUGCCGAAUGGAAGACCAUGCACGACAUCCAUCAGCUUCAGAAGGUAGCAGGACCCAUGACAAAGCUGGGCUGGCUCUUUGCCGGAGCUCCGAAGCAUCAAUGGGGCGGGGACGUCGGGAGUUGGCAGAGGAUCAAUCAGGAAGCCCUGCCGCACUGCAGGAUUCAAGUUGCAGUGGGCGUUGGCAUCUCUUAUUCUCCUGCCAUGCUGAUGCAGUACGUCCGGGGGAAGAAGAAAAAGGGCGAGGAAGAGGAGGGGCUCUGCGACUCCCCCAACCCACCUGGGAGGUUCCCCCCGAUGCCGCGGCGGCCCCAGCUGCCGAUUUUGGGCGUGGACGUGAACGCCAGCCCUGCAGAGAUCCGCGCCGCUUACAGGCGGAAAGCCUUGGAGGUGCACCCUGACAAGGGAGGAACGGCGGCAGCCUUCCAGCGAGUGAUUGCAGCCUUCGAGCAGCUGGCCGAUCCCUCCCUUCGCCACACCCACGACCAGCGCCUGGCCCCGAAGCCCACGGCGGCGACAGCGCCAGCGCCCGGCGCGGGUCCGCCGCGCGCGGCGGCCAGGCGCCCCAGGGAGGAGCCGCGCAGGGCGAAGACAGGGCGGAAGAAGACAAACAAAGAUGUGGAGAAAACCACUGGCAAGCGCAAAGCCGCAAGCACAUCAUGUCCGCCGCAGAAGCCUUUGCGACUGGAAGCACCAGAGAGGGCACCGAGACAGCGCAGAAGAGCAACCAAACAGGAGAUUGAGAAGAAGCGACUGACCGCAAUCGUUGAAUUGCUCAAGUGCAUCUCCUCCUCAGAACGACGCCACAUCUUCACACAUCGCCUGUCACAAGAACAGCGGCUGGAACUGGAGUCGUUUAUGCAAUUGCAGCGCGACCGCGACAGCGACGGACAUGAUGCCCAUGCUGGCCCUGAGCAAUCUCAGCUGAUUCCCCAGACCCUGUCAGAAGAGCCACCGAGCCCUUCGGUUUUCGAGUCUGCCCAGCGACUGAGGGAUCAGGUCCCUGAUGCUUCCAGUGCUGUUUGGGCACCAAUGGUGGCCCCACGGCGCCGGCGAAGGGAGCCUGAGGAGCCUGCAGCGCCCUGUCCUUCAGUGCAAAGCCCUGCCUUGCGGACGCGUCGCAUUACAGGAGGAAUCCACAAGGUGAGGUUUGAUACCUUCCGGAAGAGAGCUGAACAGAGCUUGUUCUACUGCGCCACCGUGUCGGUAGAAGGUUUGCGGAUCAAGGCAGUUUGUGUUCGCACCCUGGAGGAAGCCAUUGACAUUCAUCUUUUGAUCGUCGCCAUUGCGGAAUGCGUGCGGCGGAAUUGCAGCAGUCGCAUCAAGGACAAAAUCCUGCAGAGCAUCCACGAAGUGUCAGUGGAACAUGCUGUGUGCGAGCAAGACUUGUCGCAGAAGCUGCGUUUUUACUUUGUCCUGGAGACAAGGCUUUGGAUUGGUGUGCCACUGAUGACUCCAUGUUACCGUGUUCGGAACCUUGAUGAGUUUGAUGAGGUGGUGCUCCGUUUCCAAGCGGCCCGCGGCAACGACAAGAUCUUCACCGGCGCCGGACGCCAUGGCAUCCUGACGGCCCUGCCACACCGCGACGUGGAGCAGCGCUGGCACCAGAUCCGCGACGUCUUUCUGGACGUCAAGGAACGGCGCGGCCAAAGUCGGAAGGAGUGGAUGGUCAAACUGGAUCAGAUGUACCAGCACCGGGCACCCGUCCGGGAUGAACUCUGGCGUCGCUUCAACGAAACCAAGAUGCGGCGCUGCGAGCGGGAACAGCGACGCUACGAGAAGUGGAUGAAGCAAUUGGAGGCCAGACAGGAAAAGAAAAGGUGUGCGACUUUGGAAAAGAGGCGCAGGCAGCUGGAACGAAAUCUGCAAAGGAAGAGACGACGACAGCAGAAAACUGAAGCGGCCAGCCUUCGGCGCCGCUACGAGCGGCCGCGCAUGAAGGCGGAGGACAAACGGUGCCAAUGCUACUGGCGGAGCGUGUCGCAGAAACGAAAGAAAUUGGAGCGCUUGUUGCAAAAUUGGAGCCGUGCGCACCAAAAAACACAGGCCUCGGCUGAACGAAAGCGGACAGCGCGUCAGGAAGGCCAAGAAAAAGAGAGCUGGGGCUGUCGGCUGCAGGUCAACUACCUUCGCCCGAAUCACAGCAGCCGCGCUUGCGGUGCUGAAAAAGGGCAGCUGCUGCUGGGAUGUGUGUGGGAUGCAAGUGGAAUCACCACCUUCCACAUUCCAGAGGGGCAGAUCCCAGCAGAUCUGAAGGAAGAUAACCCCCAGAACACGUGGCCAGCCAUCUGGCGGAUGGCCUUUAUGCCCUUUGAUCCCAAGACCUGUGAGAUUGUGCUCAAUAUCGCCCUCUGUGGCGAUUGGGCCGGCAAUGCGUGGGGCAGCCCUGGGUGGUACAGCUGCAAGGAGUGCAAAAACACAGGCGGGGGAAAGGACUGCUGCACCAUCUACAUGUCGAACCCCUCGGCAGAAGAACCUUUGAAGACAAAGGUGCAACUGGCGAGGGAUCGAGAUGUUGGAUAUGUUGGCCAUGGCCUCCUUCGCAGGAAGGCAUAUUUUGACAUCGACUAUGUGAAGGUGGACCCAUGGAGAAGGGAGCGGCCUGGGCGAUAUGGGCGAGUGAUGCAAAACUCGGUAGAUGAACCUCCACCAGUUUCAUAG
Messenger RNA from Cladocopium goreaui, 3651 nucleotides. NCBI's taxonomy places the organism in Eukaryota, Dinophyceae, Suessiales, Symbiodiniaceae. The record is from the annotation of a GenBank genome assembly.